Messenger RNA from Seriola dumerili (greater amberjack), 1775 nucleotides. It is a transcript of the gene plp1b, whose product is annotated as myelin proteolipid protein-like. The transcript is spliced from 7 exons. Gene Ontology annotation, molecular function: structural constituent of myelin sheath. The record is from RefSeq and is a predicted model, not a curated record. Gene Ontology annotation, cellular component: myelin sheath; plasma membrane. Gene Ontology annotation, biological process: central nervous system myelination; axon development. NCBI's taxonomy places the organism in Eukaryota, Metazoa, Chordata, Actinopteri, Carangiformes, Carangidae. The coding region runs from base 173 to 946 and encodes 257 amino acids.
UAGUAGGGGUUCAGCUGUGAGGUGCUGGUACGAGCAGAGGAGCUUUCACAUACGGAUGAAAUCAGCGCAGAGAGGCUUAUUUUACAGUAGCAUUACCUUGUAGGCAGCAUUGUACAUCACUGGUUGGCACUGGGAUCUUUCUUGUUGUGGAGUACACGAUCAGAAGCAGCAAAUGUUUCCGGUCAGGCAGCCUUGGCUUUGCAAAGCCUUAGGUUGUUAUGAUUGCUGUAUCCGGUGCAUUGGGGCAGUGCCCUACCCAUCCCUGGUGGCCACCUUGCUGUGCUAUGCUGGCAUGGCGUUAUUUUGUGGCUGUGGGCACGAAGCUUUGGCCCAGACCGAAGUCCUCGUCUCGACUUACUUCGCCCGCAACAUUCAGGACUAUGAGGUCAUGGCCUCCUUUAUCAAAUAUUUCCAGUAUGUGAUCUAUGGCCUGGCAUCAUUUUUCUUCCUCUACGGCAUCCUGCUGCUGGCUGAGGGCUUCUACACCACAAGCGCUGUUAAGCAGACCUUCGGUGAAUUCAGGAGCACCCAAUGUGGCCGCUGCCUCAGCCUGACGUUUAUCAUAGUGACGUACAUCUUGGCCUUCAUCUGGCUGGCAGUGUUUGCCUUCACUGCUAUCCCAGUCUUCUUCUUGUUCAACAUGGAGCAGACCUGCCACAACAUCAACAUCCUGGCUGAAACAACCCCCAGCAUUAAUCAGCAUGGCUGGAUUUGCAUGGACGCCAGGCAGUAUGGUCUUCUUCCUUGGAAUGCGAUGCCAGGCAAGGCUUGUGGAAUGACCUUGGCAUCUAUUUGCAAAACCAGCGAAUUCUACGUCACCUAUGACUUGUACAUAGCUGCAUUUGCUGGUGCUGGAGUCACUCUUUUAGCACUGUUUCUGUAUCUGGUUCCUACAACCUACAAUUAUGCAGUCUUGCGGUUUCUGGGCAGGAAAGGAAUCCGCUAAGUACAACAUCUCCAUCCCAGUCAGCCCAAUCUUCUGGCUAUGAGAACGCUAGAUUUCCAUUCAUUCUCUUGGGAACAGCAACUUUCAAACCUGGAUCACCUGCUACUAUUUCUUUAGACCUGUCCAAUAACAGACACGUGUUUCUCAUCACUGUUUUGUAUGAACAACAGACAGAGAGAUGAAGAUGAUUCACCCCCAGCAGUGAGCUCUGAUCUUCUCCUCAAAUCCUUCUCUCAGAUGAUUCUCUUCGCUUUGUUGUUCAUUUUCGUCUUGCAGGUUGUUUCUCUCUUUUUUCCUUUCUCUGAGGCUUCAUUGGUGCCGAUGCUGUUGUCAGAUUGUGAUGUAUGAUGUUUCAUGAAUAAUUAAGAGUAAUGACAGCUUGCCUCGCAAAUCGUAACUGCCUGUACACCAUUCAGUGCUUACUGAUGCAUACAUAGGUUCUGAAUAUGAUUUUGUUGCUGCCUCAUUAUUACCAUCUUGUGUAUCAACAUUGUGUGAACUAAAGCAAAUGAAGCUGAACGUACCAAAGUUCUCUGCAAAGGUUAAAUGUGUCCUCCCAUCUCCCUCUUUGCUUUCGCUUACAAUAGAUGCACUUUGCAUUCCCUCAUAAUGCAUUUUUGCUUUGUUUAAAUCCCACUCUGUAGGGGGGGAAACAAUAUUUAUAUGCAUUUCAUGGAGGUUUUUCAGUUACUGCUUAAAAUAAGCUGUUUUUAUGUCACUGAGGUGUUGAUGCUUUAAUAACUUGCCUCCAAGUGUUUGAUGUGUAGCCCUGCUACUUAGUGUUUGUGCUUAUUUGAAAUUAAGGCUUAUUAAACCAUUUAAAUCUGAA